Molecule: messenger RNA, 378 nt
Organism: Protopolystoma xenopodis
Lineage: Eukaryota; Metazoa; Platyhelminthes; Monogenea; Polystomatidea; Polystomatidae
Source: the annotation of a GenBank genome assembly
AUGACCGCUACAGCCGGCCUGUAUUGCACACUCCUUUUCGAUCUUGGACGCUUGCGGGUUCUCGGUUCACGUCGCCUCAACCCACACAUCCAAUGUAACGAACAUCGAACAGACGAACAGACGAACAGACGAACAUACGAACUAACAAUCGAUCAAUCAACUCCCAAAUCACGGCCUCGCCUCACGUCUGCUCGUCUGCGCCACCUUUUGCUCAGCCGCCGUGAGGCCUCAACCUGCACAGCCGAAAUGGCCCAAUCGGCUGCUCGAACGUCUAGCCACGUCUGGCUGGCCCUCCAAUCAGACACUCACCUUCAUCCACUCGCCCAUUGGCUCGUUCGCUUUGUCUGGCAAAUUGCCUCCACCAGGUCAGUGACUUGA